Striga hermonthica is the source of this 1206-nucleotide messenger RNA. Lineage: Eukaryota; Viridiplantae; Streptophyta; Magnoliopsida; Lamiales; Orobanchaceae. The record is from the annotation of a GenBank genome assembly.
AUGCUAUCUGAGCUCACCCAUCAGAAAUUAGAAAGAAAAAGAAAAGGAAAAGAUCGAAAAAAAGGAGCUAAAAAUCAAGUGCCUCGCGGAGUUUUUCCGAUCAUGGCAGUGAUGGAUAAUGCUGGAGCAAACGCGGUGCAGCCGUCAAAAACUGACACUCAGCCAAACGGCGUCGCCGCCGCGGAUCACGACCAGAAGCAGCCGACAAAAGCCGCCUACGACACCCAAAAGUCAAUCGAGCCCGCCGCCGGUCAGGAUUUCCCGGUGGCGCAGCAGAAAAUCUCCAACGGCCGUCAUGGCCAGAUCGACGGCAGCGGAGUCGCGGCGGAGGGAAAAACGAACGGCGAGGAAGGGUUGAAGAGGGAGAUGAGGGAUUUGGAGGAGAUGCUCUCGAAGCUAAACCCCAUGGCCAAAGAGUUCGUGCCGCCAUCCCUUUCCUUCCUUGACGGCGGGCAGCCGAGGUUUCUGGUGGCUCCACCGCACGUCGUGGCCGCAGCGGCGGCGGGGCAUUUUGGGUUCACACCGACUGGUUUUCUUUUGCAGCAGCCCAUGAGCCCUGGAGCUCAAAACGGAAAUUCCUUUAGAAAGACGAAAAAUGGCUAUACUCACGGAAAACGGAGGUUGAAUAAUACUCGAACGAGCAAGGCUCAGAGGGAGGACGUGAUCAGGAGGACUGUCUAUGUGUCUGACAUUGAUCAUCAGGUUACCGAAGAGCAACUCGCAGCCCUUUUCAUUAACUGUGGACAGGUUGUUGACUGCCGAGUUUGUGGUGAUCCCAAUUCUGUGCUUCGUUUUGCCUUCAUUGAAUUCACUAAUGAGGAAGGGGCAAGGAAUGCUUUAAGCAUGAGUGGCACCGUGCUUGGAUACUAUCCAGUGAGAGUGCUGCCUUCCAAAACUGCAAUUGCUCCUGUUAACCCGACUUUCUUGCCAAGAUCUGAGGAUGAAAGGGAGAUGUGUGCAAGAACUAUUUAUUGCACAAACAUCGACAGAAAGGUCACUCUAGCGGAUGUUAAGAUCUUUUUCGAGUCUCUUUGCGGAGAGGUUCAUCGCUUGAGGUUGCUUGGCGAUUAUCAUCACUCAACGCGUAUAGCUUUUGUAGAGUUUGUAAUGGCUGAGAGUGCAAUAGCUGCUCUCAACUGCAGUGGUGCAGUCUUGGGAAGCUACGUUCAGUGGCUGGGGUCGUCCGACACCGACGCUUUGCGUUGA